UACAUCGUUGUUACCGACUGAAGUGCGUCUCUUUGGAGCAGAUACCGGCUGAGAGAAACGCAGCAACAAGAGAAAGGAAUAAAUAUAAUCGAGCUCGUUUCUACUUGAGCUAUCUCAGAGCACCGCACACCCCCCCCCGGAAGAUUAAAUUUAACCCAAAAACUCAAUGCGGAAGCUGGGUUAAAAGAAGAAAGGGCCACGCUGGGGAAGGCAACUAGCUGAAAUACCAAACCGAGCUCGUUGUAGGAGCCUAGUUGCCUCCCAAGCGACGCUUUAAAAAAGGAAGGAGUGCAUACGUUCAGCCCAAACAGUGGUGAAAAUGGACUAUGAUUUCAAAGUGAAGCUCACCGGCGAAAGAGAACGUGUCGAGGACCUGUUUGAGUACGAAGGAUGCAAAGUGGGGAGAGGCACCUACGGUCAUGUAUACAAGGCGAAGAGAAAAGAUGGGAAGGAUGAUAAGGACUACGCCCUCAAACAGAUUGAAGGCACUGGCAUCUCCAUGUCAGCCUGCAGAGAGAUUGCACUGUUGCGGGAGCUGAAGCACCCCAAUGUCAUCUCACUACAGAAGGUUUUCCUGUCACAUGCUGAUCGUAAAGUAUGGCUGCUCUUUGACUACGCAGAACAUGAUCUCUGGCACAUUAUUAAGUUUCACAGGGCCUCCAAGGCCAAUAAGAAGCCACUUCAGCUGCCUAGAGGAAUGGUGAAGUCUUUGCUCUACCAGAUUCUGGAUGGCAUCCAUUACCUCCACGCCAACUGGGUCCUUCACAGAGAUCUUAAACCAGCUAACAUUUUAGUGAUGGGAGAAGGGCCUGAGAGGGGCAGAGUAAAGAUUGCGGAUAUGGGGUUUGCUCGUCUCUUCAAUUCACCACUGAAGCCUUUAGCCGAUCUCGACCCAGUUGUGGUCACUUUCUGGUACAGAGCACCGGAACUGCUGCUGGGGGCUCGGCACUACACCAAAGCCAUCGACAUCUGGGCGAUUGGCUGCAUUUUUGCCGAGCUGCUGACGUCUGAGCCCAUAUUCCACUGUCGCCAGGAAGACAUCAAGACCAGCAACCCCUAUCACCACGACCAACUGGACCGCAUCUUUAAUGUUAUGGGCUUCCCUGCUGAUAAAGACUGGGAGGACAUCAAAAAGAUGCCAGAGCACUCAACACUGAUGAAAGACUUUAGGAGGAACACAUACACAAACUGCAGCCUUAUAAAGUACAUGGAGAAACAUAAAGUUAAACCAGACAGUAAAGCAUUCCACUUGCUGCAAAAGCUAUUGACCAUGGACCCCAUCCGUAGAAUCACAUCUGAACAGGCAAUGCAGGACCCCUACUUUUUAGAGGAGCCCUUACCCACUUCUGAUGUGUUUGCAGGCUGUCAGAUUCCUUACCCCAAGAGAGAGUUCCUGACAGAGGAGGAGCCAGAGGACAAGGCAGACAAAAAAAACCAGCAGCAGCAACAGGGAAACAACCACACAAAUGGGGCAGGUCACACUGGCAACCCAGAUAACAGCCACGCCCAGGGCCCGCCUCUGAAGAAAGUGCGGGUUGUCCCACCUACCACUACCUCAGGUGGCCUCAUUAUGACCUCAGACUACCAGCGCUCUAAUCCACAUGCUGCCUACCAGAACCCUGGACCAAGCACAUCACUGCCCCAAAGCAGCAUGGGAUACUCCUCUACCUCCCAACAGCCGCCCCAGUACUCCCAUCAGACCCACCGCUACUGAAUCACCCCUCCACAACAAACAUACACACAUUUCUAGACAUGUGUACACACACAGCCCUCACUAUGCCCACUUGAACGAAUGUAUUGAGGGAUGUGGAGAUGUCCACGGCAACAAAACUUUCCACCAACCCCCCUGUCCCACCUCACAGAAGACACCUUCUCUGCAGCAGUACUUUAGACCAGACUGACAAAAGUCUGCACUUAUUUCAGAUAACACAGCACAAUCUGAGUAUUAGAAACACAGCAUAGAGCAAAGCCUGAUAGGUGAAACACAAGGUGGAAGGAUGGAAUGAAGGCAUUCAUGAUUAAAUCCAGUCUGCUUCUGUUUCUCAAGCAUAAUCAAACAGGCUAAGAAAAGAGAAGAUAUCAAGGUUUGAUGGACACAUGUUAAACUGUAGUGUCAUCUCCUCCCUUCCCUCUGCUUCACCUGUCACCUCCACCUACGCUCGACCCCAGCCAGCUCCCCUCUUCUUGUCAAAGCUUGGAUGAGACUGAAAGCUGCUAUGUGACUGCCGGCGUCGACAGAUUCCUAGUCCAUCUGUCCUCCUGUCCGUCUGUCUUUUAUUUUGUGUGUAGGGUCCUGUGAGGGCCUCAGCUGAGGAUUGAACUGAGUUGCUAUGAAGCAAACUGGGAGGAUGAGAAGCCCCUGCAGCUGUGGCUUGGAGGGUUUUUGUUAAGAGAGGAAAACAAAAAAAGAAAAAAAAAGAAAAAGACAAAAAAUAUUUUAGUAGUUUAUAAUUUAAUCUGUUUUUGUGGUUUUGUUUUCAUGGCAAGAGUGGCAUAGCAGCUUGCGUGAGAUGAGCAUUCAGCUGCUGUAUGCUAUGUGUAAGCCUUACAACAUGAUGACAAAACCAACCUAUCGCAUGGAGGACAGCAGAUGGAACAUGCAUUGUACUGUAUUCUAUUGAAAUAUUUUACAUGAAGCAAGUAUCCUGACAAUAAAAGUGGAAGCAUU
Messenger RNA from Melanotaenia boesemani (Boeseman's rainbowfish), 2668 nucleotides. It is a transcript of the gene cdk8, whose product is annotated as cyclin-dependent kinase 8. The transcript has 13 exons. Bases 320 to 1714 code for a protein of 464 amino acids. Lineage: Eukaryota; Metazoa; Chordata; Actinopteri; Atheriniformes; Melanotaeniidae. The record is from RefSeq and is a predicted model, not a curated record. Gene Ontology annotation, molecular function: cyclin-dependent protein serine/threonine kinase activity; RNA polymerase II CTD heptapeptide repeat kinase activity; ATP binding. Gene Ontology annotation, biological process: protein phosphorylation. Gene Ontology annotation, cellular component: mediator complex; nucleus.